AUCACGCAGUGUACGUAUACCGGAAAUGGUCAUACAGAGGAACUUGAAAGAUGGAGGCGGCUGUGUUCAUUUUCUCUCUCAUCGACUGCUGUGCAUUAAUCUUCCUUUCGGUCUACUUUAUCAUCACUCUUUCAGAUUUGGAAUGCGACUACAUCAAUGCACGAGCCUGUUGCUCGAAGUUGAAUAAAUGGGUCAUUCCGGAGCUGGUCGGCCAGACCUUGGCGACAGUGCUCAUGUUGGUCUCCAUGCACUGGUUCGUUUUCCUACUUAACCUGCCAGUAGCAUCCUGGAAUGUCUACAGGUUUCUGAAGGUCCCUAUGGGCAACAUGGGGGUCUUUGACCCAACGGAGAUUCACAAUCGUGGGCAGCUCAAGUCUCACAUGAAGGAGGCUAUGAUCAAGCUGGGCUUCCACCUGCUCUGUUUCUUCAUUUACCUGUACAGCAUGAUCCUGGCCUUGAUCAAUGACUGAUCCCCAUGACCUUUGACCCCCAACUUGCCAAAUCACAACCUCUCCUCCCUGCGCUGUAUUAGAUUGACGACAUCUGACAUCCUGGACAUCAGCACUCCAUCAUUUCUGCUGUGUAGCCGUCAGUCCAUCUCUCCUCUCCUUUCUACUGUUCUCAGAGAAUGCGUCAAUCAACUUAAUUAGAUGUGUUCUCCCUGACAUGUAUUUCUGAGUGUGUGUGUGUGUGAGAGUGUGAGAGACAAUGUGUGCGUGUAUAUGUGUGCGUCAUAUCAGUGUUGGUUUUACUAUUAUUCCACUAACUUGUUGCUGAAGCUGCAACCACACACACACACACACACACACACACACACACACACACACACACACACACAUACCACAGCUUCUCAGGGCCGUGGCAAAAUGACAAUCUACUCAUGGGUGCAUUUGAUUGGCCAACCCACCGCCUCCGAGCCAAUCAGAACACUAACACCAUCCCUCUGGAGCUGCCAGUAUUGUCCAUUACAUUCAGCUGCCCCCAGCUACCCUCAAGCUGGAAAACAACUCUUCGCUUAUGACUGCUGGAAUAUUCUUUUGUUUGUUUGUUUUGAUUGUUGUUGGUGACUUGAAAUGGGCGUGAAAUAUUAAACUAGCAACUUGCCAGCAAAGUUCAACAACUGGGAAUAUAUACUUUGUGGGUUUUGUGUAUGUUUGUUUGUUUGUUUUUGUAGCAUUUGCUAUGAAGCUGGCCUACCCACUGACCUAUUAAUUGUGCAUUUUAGCAGGGGAAGUGUAUUAAACUAAACUUAUGGGUUACUAUGUCGAUCCAAAGCUCUGUUAUCCUAUAGCUGAUGAAGCUUUUGUUGAAGGUGCUCUGUGUGUGUGUGUGUGUGUGUGUGUGUGUGUGUGUGUGUGUGUGUGUGUGUGUGUGUGUGUGUGUGUGUGUGUGUGUGUGUGUGUGUGUGUGAGAGAGAGAGAGAGUUAUUGUCAAACCAUUCAAACCAUCUGUGAUUACUCUGGCUUUUGUAUCAAACGGAAGGCUGGUGGUACAUGUUGAGCACUGAACCUUAAAGUCUUAGUAGAGUCGUAGUGGGUUUCAUAGGGUCCACUAGUGUUUGUGGAGGGAAAACCACUUUACUGAGGGGGUAGGCAGAACCAGAUUGGCACAAUGUAAAACAUGGAAAACUAUUUUUGUUUUUGUUUGGAUCCAAUAAUAGUAUUUCAAUUUGGAAGAGAUUAAUGUGUCUUAUUGUGUGUUAAACCAGCUUAAAACUUGGGUACGGCUGUGCUACUGAUGAAAGAUUUUAUUUGUGCUUUUACUUUUCUUCAGAAAGUGGUGUUUCUUUAAAAUAAAUCUAAAAACAUGCUGA
Messenger RNA from Alosa sapidissima (American shad), 1813 nucleotides. RefSeq names its product cornichon family AMPA receptor auxiliary protein 4 (gene cnih4). Lineage: Eukaryota; Metazoa; Chordata; Actinopteri; Clupeiformes; Clupeidae. Gene Ontology annotation, biological process: endoplasmic reticulum to Golgi vesicle-mediated transport. The transcript has 5 exons. The record is from RefSeq and is a predicted model, not a curated record. Gene Ontology annotation, cellular component: endoplasmic reticulum membrane; COPII-coated ER to Golgi transport vesicle. The coding region runs from base 51 to 470 and encodes 139 amino acids.